AUGGAGAUCUCCCCUAACGUGCCUUACAUGGUGGCUGAGCUCGUCAUCGCCUUUUCUUCCACUCUAGGCAAUUUACUGGUCUGCGUCGCCGUGGGGUUCAACCGCAAAUUACGGACCGUCACCAACUACUUCCUGGUGUCGCUGGCCGUGGCAGACGUCUGCGUGGGCACCGUCGCCAUUCCCUGCGCCAUCCUGACUGACAUGGGUGUGCCGCGUGACAGCCUGUACCUGUGUCUGCUCAUGCUCAGUGUUUUGAUCAUGUUCACUCAGAGCUCCAUCUUCAGCCUGCUGGCCGUGGCCGUGGAGCGCUACGUCGCCAUCUUCAUGCCCUUCCGCUACCACGUCCUGAUGACGCCUCGCAACGCCGCGCUGGUGAUCCUGGCCACGUGGGUGCUGGCCUUCCUCAUCGGCCUCGUGCCUCUGAUGGGCUGGCACAAGGCUCCUCCCGAGUCGGGCUACUGUUUCUUCGUCUUUGUGGUGGACAUGACCUACAUGGUCUAUUUCAACUUCUUUGCUUGCCUGCUGAUGCCCUUGCUCAUCAUGUUCCUCAUCUACGCCCAGAUCUUUGCCACGGUCAAGCGCCAAGUGCGGCGAAUCGCCUCCGAGCAACGUGGCCGAGGCGAGCAACAGAGCAGGGCUGCGGAGAGGAUGCGCAGGGAGAUGAAGAUGGCCACAUCUCUCUUCCUGGUUCUUUUUCUCUUCACCGUCUGCUGGAUCCCGCUUCACGUAAUCAACUGCUUCCUGCUGCUGUGUCCCCACUGCCCUGUGCCGCUGGAGCUCCUGCUCGCCGCCAUCAUCCUGUCGCACGCAAACUCCGCGGUCAACCCGUUCCUGUAUGCAUACACCAUGAAAGCUUUCCGUGACGCAUUUAAGGAAAUCUUUUUGUGCUGCAGGACGACUGGAGACGGAGAGGCGUCAAAUGAGAACAACACCAACGAAGAAACAAGAACAGGACCCGACAGAGCCGGGGAUCCCCGAGCAGUUCGGUCAUGA
Messenger RNA from Cololabis saira (Pacific saury), 993 nucleotides. RefSeq names its product adenosine receptor A1-like. Gene Ontology annotation, biological process: G protein-coupled adenosine receptor signaling pathway; vasodilation; adenylate cyclase-activating G protein-coupled receptor signaling pathway. NCBI's taxonomy places the organism in Eukaryota, Metazoa, Chordata, Actinopteri, Beloniformes, Belonidae. The record is from RefSeq and is a predicted model, not a curated record. The transcript has a single exon. Gene Ontology annotation, molecular function: G protein-coupled adenosine receptor activity. Bases 1 to 993 code for a protein of 330 amino acids. Gene Ontology annotation, cellular component: membrane.